UGUUGGGAACAUUAGAAGGGAACCAACACCACAACCAGAAAGACGGGAACAUCUAGGUUCGGCAGCGGCGUGUCUUAACACCUUAACACCACCACCAUGGCUGACCCGGAAAAACAGCCCGAACAACCAAAGGCUGGCCAGCAGAAGCUGAUCAUCGCUAACAAAGUGACCGGGACUGUGAAGUGGUUCAACGUGAAGAGUGGGUAUGGAUUCAUCAACAGGAAUGACACCAAGGAAGACGUAUUUGUUCAUCAAUCAGCCAUCGUGAAGAACAAUCCGAGAAAGGCUGUACGCAGUGUCGGUGAUGGAGAAGUUGUCGAAUUUGACGUGGUAAUAGGCGAAAAAGGUCACGAAGCGGCCAACGUUACUGGUCCAUCCGGGGAAGCAGUAAAAGGUUCGCCUUAUGCUGCCGAUAAGCGACGCGGAUAUCGCGGAGGUCAUUGGUACAUCAGUCAAAGACGUGGGAACACUCGAACUCAACGCAGACCUAGAGAAGGUCAGGAUGGUUAUGAAACUGGUGAGGGUAAGACCGGGGACGAAGGAAACGUCGGCGAGGGUGGCGGACAACAACGACGUUACAGAGUUCGACGACAGUACGACGGCUACUAUCGUGGAUCACGCCGUUCUGGUCCGUCCGCGCAACAGCAAGGGGAUAACUCUGGCGAAGGUGGCGAGCAAGGUGGCGAGACUGGCGGUGACGGUGGCGUGCCACGUGGUGGCGGCCGUGGACGCGGAGGACCUUCUCGUCGUUACUUCCGCCGUAAUUUCCGUGGAGGAAGAGGUGGCGGACCUCCGCGUCGUCCUCGUAGCCAGGACGGCCAAGUAAAAUCGGAGCAGAAGUCGGAUGCACCUAAAGAUAAGGAUGCACUUGUCGAUGUCCCUGCUCCACAGGAAAGUCAGCCGGUCCAAAACACCACCACCGAAAGCACCGCUUAACCACAAGAGUAAUGGUACCACUACAACAAAAACACUCCUUUUAAUAUAUAACACCAACACCCGUUAUACACUGAAGCAACAGCAUCGACAACAACCGCAGCAGCAACAAUGUAACAUAACAAUUGAAAAAGUUAAAAAAAAAAAAAAAGCGAAACAAAAAAGCAAGAAAUGAAAAGAAAUUAUGAAAUACUGCUCCACUCUCCCCGGCAGAUAAAGAAGAUUAAAAAGUGUGUGCAAAGCGCUGCCGGAAUUAUUUGAUAUAAUACGCUGAAAAGUCUCGUCGUGAAGAAGAAAGUUUAUCUUGGAUCGACUACGAGCGAACAAACUCUCAAAUUGAACUUAUCGCCGUGCGAUGAUUUUUUAUUGUAUGAAAAAUCGAUAGAUUUUCGAGUAAAUUUUUUACUCGUUAAAAUUCUAUAGAUUAAAAAAAAAAAAAAAAAAAAAAAAAAAAUGGUCCAAAGAAACGCGAAA
Messenger RNA from Apis laboriosa (Himalayan honeybee), 1407 nucleotides. RefSeq names its product Y-box-binding protein 1 (gene yps). Gene Ontology annotation, molecular function: nucleic acid binding. Gene Ontology annotation, cellular component: nucleus. NCBI's taxonomy places the organism in Eukaryota, Metazoa, Arthropoda, Insecta, Hymenoptera, Apidae. The transcript has 7 exons. The coding region runs from base 97 to 936 and encodes 279 amino acids. Gene Ontology annotation, biological process: regulation of gene expression. The record is from RefSeq and is a predicted model, not a curated record.